GGCACUCCGAGCGGCUAAGUCGAGAUUUGAUCGCUGUUGUAUGCUGCUAAAUCGCAGUUUUUACCGGCGUCUUUUGUGCGAAAAUCGACCGAAUGAAACAAAACUGAAGAACGUCUACAAGCUUCCUUCGAAUAGGAAACAACUGAAGCGAAAUGAUGUUCGAAUGGACGCUACAGGAACUCGCCAAGUCGUCACCUACAGACCUUGUGCUCGGUCUGUUGUGCUUGACCCUAAAAUGGAGUGUUUGGAUGUGCGCAUCCUUUGCUCUACUUCUGGUGGGUUUCCUUUCGAUCGCCUGGUGGAUACAGCGAAGGACGUUAAAACAACUGGAGCACUUGCCUGGAAGAAGGGAGAUGCUGCCGUUCCUGAGUCACUACAUACUUUUCAAAGCAUGCUCCCAGCCUGAAAAUCCGGCGGGAUUUGGCCCAUUGGCCUUCAGCGCACUGUGUGGGUUCCACGCCUGCUUCCAAAGGUACGGCAUGCACAGAGUGUAUGCUGGCCUCCAGCCGGUCGUUAUAAUCUACAGAGCUGACUUUGUAGAGGAACUGCUUCGAAGCAACAAGAUAUUAACAAAGGGGUAUGUGUACAAUUUUGUGCAUAGUUGGCUGGGGACCGGCUUACUGACAAGUACAGGAGAGAAGUGGAGGUCGCGAAGGCGGCUUUUUACGCCAGCGUUUCAUUUCCGAAUCCUGGAAGAUUUCACUUCUGCAAUCAACACCCAGUCUAUGGUUCUUGCGGAUAUCUUGGGAAAGAAGUCACUUGACCACAAUGGGGUUGACAUUGUCCCCAAAGUUACUCUCUGCACCCUAGACAUAGUCUGUGAAACCAUCAUGGGAAAAUCUCUUAACGCUCAAAACAAUGAGGACUCGGCUUACGUGAAAGCUCUCAUUCAGUUGAGCGAGCUGUUCUUGGAAAGGACGAUAACGCCGUUUGCAAAUUACGAAGGUUUCUUUAGGAUGACCGCAAUGGGAAAACAGUAUAAUCACUGCCUCAGUGUACUGCACGCAUUCACGAGAAAGGUAAUUGGAGAACGAAAAAAAGACAUGAUGGCCACUAUUGACACCGGCUCCAUUCUUGGCAACGAGGAUGAGAAUGGGUCUAAUUAUAAGAAAAUGAAAAUGCCUUUCCUCGACUUACUUCUUCUUGAACACUUCAAAGACCCCAAAAACAUCACGGAGGAAGACAUCCGGGAAGAGGUGGACACGUUCAUGUUUGCGGGUCACGACACAACCGCCAUGGGCAUAAGCUGGGCGCUGUUUCUGAUAGGCCACAGCCCUGAAGCGCAGCAGAAAAUACACGACGAACUGGAUUCCAUCUUCGGGGACGACACAGAGCGGCACGUCAACCACGAAGACAUGAAAGAGAUGCGCUAUCUGGAAUGCGUGAUAAAGGAGUCACAACGAAUCUACCCUUCUGUGCCAUUCUACUCAAGGCUUUGUGAGGAACCUUUUGAACUCUGUGGCACGAUGCUCCCCAAAGAAACAGUAGUUCAAGUGUCGAACUACUUUUUGCAUCGGGAUCUCAAAGUGUUCCCAAAGCCUGAAGAGUUUUGCCCAGACAGGUUUCUUCCCGAGAAUUCGAAGGGAAGGCAUCCUUUCGCCUACGUCCCUUUCUCGGCAGGUCCUCGAAACUGCAUCGGUCAGAGGUUUGCGAUGUCCGAGGAGAAGAUCGUCAUUGCCAACAUCCUGCGGCGAUACAAGCUUCAAUCCCUUGACCACAGAGAUCAAGUCUGUUUAGUCGCCGAAAUGGUUCUCAGGCCUAAAAAUGGCCUCCGAAUCAAGUUCCUCCUCAGGUCAUCUCCGAAAAGUACUUGAAUGGCUAUCAGUGGGCAAACAAAAUCAUGAUCACGGUUGAUGCUCUAUGUAGCUCAGUGUCACGCUGUUAAUAUUAACCUAAAAAAAUAUAUAUAUUUCCUCUUUCGAGCGCA
Messenger RNA from Ixodes scapularis (black-legged tick), 1927 nucleotides. RefSeq names its product cytochrome P450 4c3-like. The record is from RefSeq and is a predicted model, not a curated record. Bases 153 to 1814 code for a protein of 553 amino acids. The transcript has 12 exons. NCBI's taxonomy places the organism in Eukaryota, Metazoa, Arthropoda, Arachnida, Ixodida, Ixodidae. Gene Ontology annotation, molecular function: heme binding; monooxygenase activity; oxidoreductase activity, acting on paired donors, with incorporation or reduction of molecular oxygen.